Dothidotthia symphoricarpi CBS 119687 is the source of this 1815-nucleotide messenger RNA. RefSeq names its product putative carboxypeptidase S1. The record is from RefSeq and is a predicted model, not a curated record. Gene Ontology annotation, cellular component: fungal-type vacuole. Gene Ontology annotation, biological process: proteolysis. The transcript is spliced from 4 exons. Gene Ontology annotation, molecular function: serine-type carboxypeptidase activity. The coding region runs from base 1 to 1815 and encodes 604 amino acids. Lineage: Eukaryota; Fungi; Ascomycota; Dothideomycetes; Pleosporales; Dothidotthiaceae.
AUGCACCUUUUGUCACUCUUCAUGUUUGCCGGCACUAUUGCAGCUUGUUGUUCUCAAAAGACAUACAGCAGACCUGGAAAGCAACGUGUGGUGAAACACUCCAAACGCAUACCCGGAGCUUCAAUUGAGUAUCAAAAGACAUCCCUUUGUGACAAUCCUGGUGGCUCAUACAGUGGCUAUGUUUAUCUCCCAAGCUCUGCGAUUCCAGAUUUAGAAAGUGCAACGCCGUUCAACAUAUCAACAUUCUUCUGGUUCUUCCCGCGUCGAAACAGUGCGGGAUCUGAUAAGAUGGCUGUCUAUCUCGCUGGUGGUCCUGGGGAGUCGUCUACUUGGCACGCUUUUGUGGGUACCGGCCCUUGCAGACUGAUGAAUGGUGGGCGUGAAGCAGGGAGGAAUGACAUUUCGUUCAACAAUCAGGUCAGCAUGCUGUACAUUGACCAACCCAAUCAUGUUGGUUACAGUUAUGACACUAUUGUGGAUGGCUAUUACAAUGUACUUGAUGAGACCGUUCAUACCGGGCCGGGAACAGAGGGUGUGAUGUCGAAUUUGACGAUCAUGAGAGGGCGAUUCUCGAGUCAGAAUCCCGCAACUACAGCAAGUACGACGGAACAAGUAUCUAAACAUCUGUGGCAGUUCUUGCAGGUUUGGUUUGCAGAGUAUGUUGACUUUGGUCCUUAUGGUGGCGCAUGGGCACCGGCGGUGGCUCGCUAUAUCCUCAGUCGUAACAGCAACCUCGACCGCUCCAGACACAGCAAGCUUCACUUAGAGAGCGUUGGCAUGAUCAACAGCUGCAACGAUAUCGCUAUUAUGGGACAGUCCUAUCUGGAUUUUGCGAUCAACAACACUUACAGUCAACCCUUCAUCAAUCAAACCACAUACGAUAUCGCUCUGAACGAAUUGAACAAAUCAGGGGGUUGUAUCGAGCAGAUUCAGGCAUGUCGAGAUGCUGCGGUCGUGGGCGACCCGAAGGGCACCGGCGCAAAUCUAGAUGUGAAUGGUAUCUGCCUUCAAGCAUUCUCUUUUUGUGGAACGAACGUCCAAAAUACCUACAUCGCGAGCGGCCAUAGCGUAUUCGACAUUGCAGCUACGCCGAAUUACCCGUUUCCUCCCAAAGACGCGGUCACAUUCUUGAACCAAAAGUGGGUACGUGAACAACUGGGAGUGCCCGAGAUGAACUUCACUUGGGACUCGCAGCUUGUAAGAAACCAGUUUUUCCAAACGGGAGAUGCUCUCAGACGUACGAUUCAAGAGGUGCAAGAUGUGCUUGAACAGGGUGUCAAAGUGGCGAUGAUAUAUGGUGACAGAGACUUCCAGUGCAACUGGUUUGGCGGCGAGAAGCUCGCGCUCUCCCUAAAUGCACCCAAAACAAUUUCAUCUCUCGAAGAUGCUGGCUACACGACGGUCAAGCAACGCUGCCCAGCGAGUCAAAGUAGUUCUUGUCACUCUCAUAAUCCACUCGACAACACCAAAGCAGCUGUACGCCAACACUCCAGUCUAUCGUUUUCGCGCGUGUUCGAUGCAGCCCAUUAUGCCGAGUAUCACCAACCAGAGUCCAUUACCCGCAUCUUCGAGCGCACUAUUAUGUCUUCCGAUGUUGAAACUGGGGAGAAGCUAGAUGCAGGUGAGGUGGACAGUAAGUAUGUCACCAAAGGAUAUAAGAAUGGCAUGAGCAUCAGAAACCAAUACGAGAGAGUGACUGAAAGGCAAUGUAGUCUUUGGAGUGUGCAGCUCAGUUGCUCACCGACCCAGAUUAAUGCACUUGUAAUAGGGACGGCGCGGGUCAAAAACAUGGUAGUCGUUCAUCCGCCUUUCUGA